Elaeis guineensis (African oil palm) is the source of this 1205-nucleotide messenger RNA. RefSeq names its product HVA22-like protein a. Lineage: Eukaryota; Viridiplantae; Streptophyta; Magnoliopsida; Arecales; Arecaceae. The record is from RefSeq and is a predicted model, not a curated record.
UUUAUUUUUCUUUUUUUAAUUCGUCAGUGAUUGGUACAUUCGCUUUACUCUCUCGGUCUGGGAAAGGCGAGACGAGCCUUUUUUUUUUGUGGGUAAAACGAGACGAGCCUUUGGAGGUGUUUCCGCGAAUGAAAAGAGCGUGCAUUUUUAUAGGUUCCUUUGUUUGUUCCAUUUUAUAUUUCUGCUGUUGUCUCUCUGCGGGCUGAGACCGAGAUCAGGCAAAGCCGCUUCUCUCUCAAAAAGGAUCUCAAAUAGAAGAGAGGAAGGGAGAGGGUGGAGACGUGGAGUAGAGAGAGAAGUAAAUGGGAUCUGGAUCUUUCCUCAAGGUCGUGGCAAAGAACAUUGAUGUUCUGGCUGGGCCUUUGGUUACACUUGUUUAUCCUUUGUAUGCAUCAGUGAAGGCAAUAGAAACUAAAUCAUCUGUUGAUGAUCAGCAAUGGCUCACCUAUUGGGUGUUGUAUUCUCUGAUUACGUUGUUUGAGCUCACUUUUGCUAAAGUCAUUGAAUGGUUUCCUUUUUGGCCUUAUGCAAAGCUGGCAUUCAACUGUUGGUUGGUCUUACCUUACUUCAGUGGUGCUGCAUAUGUUUAUCAGCAUUACGUGAGGCCAUUGUUUGUGAACCAGCAGACAGUCAACAUCUGGUAUAUUCCACGGAAGAAGAAUAUAUUCAGCAGAGCUGAUGAUGUUUUGUCGGCUUCAGAGAAAUUUAUUGAAGAAAAUGGACCGGGAGCAUUUAAGAAGCUCAUAAACAUGACUGAAAAGAUAACAAAGCCCAAGAAGAGCAACAAACGUGAGACAUUUGGUGACAAGGUGGUUGGGAAGGAAUCCAAGUCUUGGGGGAGUAAUAGGCAUGUGACAUUCAAUGAAGUGCAGCCUCAAAGCGAAUCAAAUAGCUGGGAGAACAGCAGUUUUAUGAUCUUUAAUGAUGACGAUAAUAGAUAUUGGACUUAGAAUUGUAAUUCUGUUCUCUUGUGAGCUGACAUAAGUCAGCGUCUCCAUUCAGCCAUCAGUUAUCUUGAAGGUUUUGUUCUUGGUAAUCAGCGAAUAUAUUUGAGCACUAAAGUGAGAAUGCACUUGAAUCUUUUGACCUUGUGGAUAAAUAGCUGUACUUUAAGUGCUUCAAAUGUCAUCAGUUUGUCCAACAUUGUCCCUUCACUUUAAGAACGGAGUUCCUACCAUCAUGAUGUAUGCCAAGUAACCAUUAAA